Molecule: messenger RNA, 639 nt
Organism: Paracoccidioides brasiliensis Pb18
Exons: 4
Coding region: 1-639 (212 amino acids)
Biological process (GO): protein retention in ER lumen; Golgi organization; intracellular protein transport
Cellular component (GO): endoplasmic reticulum; COPII-coated ER to Golgi transport vesicle; endoplasmic reticulum-Golgi intermediate compartment
Source: RefSeq, a predicted model, not a curated record
AUGCGGCUACAUACCGUUGCGCUGAGCCUCCUGGCGCUCCCCUGCUGGCUCACCGUUGUUUCUGCGACCGCUUUAACGUACAAACUCGAUGCAAGCGAAAAGGCAUGCUUCUACACCUAUGUCGAAAGCCCGCCAGCCAAGGUUGCGUUUUAUUUUGCGGUACAAUCGGGAGGCUCCUUUGAUGUCGAUUACUCAGUCGUCGGCCCCAACGAGAAGGUGAUCAUGGAAGGUUCAAAGGAGAGACAGGGCGAUUUCGUCUUCAGUGCCGAGACGGUGGGCGAGUACCGGUUCUGCUUUGACAAUGACAUGUCGACGUUUGCGGAGAAGUUGGUGGAUUUUGAGAUUACGGUUGAGAAUGAAGAAAGAGCCAAACUCCCUUCGAAACAAGGAGCACCACCUGAACAAGCGUCCGCGCUGGAGGAAUCCAUCUUUAAGAUCUCAGGCCAGCUGUCGACGAUCAGUCGGAACCAAAAGUACUUCCGGACACGUGAGAAUCGAAAUUUCAGCACUGUGCGCAGUACUGAGCAGCGGAUUUUCAAUUUCAGUGUUAUCGAGGGCCUAAUGAUGAUGACUAUGGCGGCGCUUCAAGUGUUUAUUGUUAGAUUCUUUUUCCAGGGCGCUAGAAAGGGCUACGUAUGA